Gossypium arboreum is the source of this 1860-nucleotide messenger RNA. RefSeq lists its product as uncharacterized. Gene Ontology annotation, molecular function: zinc ion binding; nucleic acid binding. Bases 1 to 1860 code for a protein of 619 amino acids. Lineage: Eukaryota; Viridiplantae; Streptophyta; Magnoliopsida; Malvales; Malvaceae. The record is from RefSeq and is a predicted model, not a curated record. The transcript has 2 exons.
AUGGAAGUGGCUAUGAUCCAUACCGAUAUACAAGAAGAUCGAGAAGCCACAAUGGCUCGCUUUCUAGCGGGACUUAAUCGAGAGAUUGCAAAUGUUGUAGAACUACAACAUUACAUUGAGGUUGUGGACAUGGUCCACAUGGCUAUCAAAGUGGAGAAGCAGUUGAAGCAAAAAGGUACCACCCGAGCCUAUCCUAACACCAUUCCUUCUAAAUGGGGCCAAAGCACAAGCAAGGGCUUUCCAACAAAUCGAACGAAGGAUUCCUCAACAAUAUCUAAGGCGAAUAAGCCUAUUGCUGAGUCAAGUAAAGGUAAGGCUCCUGAAAGUUCCACCGCCCAUUCAAGGGACAUAAAGUGCUUCAACUGUUUUGGUCGUGGACAUAUAGCGAGUCAGUGCCCGAAUAGACGUACCAUGGUGAUAAGGGCCGACGGCGAGAUUGAAACGGAGGACGAGGAAGAGAACGAGCCUGAAUCGAAUUCUAAAGUCAAGGAGGACUUAGAACAACCUGUUGAAGGUGAGUUACUCGUCGUCAAGCGAAGCCUAAGUCUUCAAAGUGUGGAAGAUGAACAACAACGUGAGAACAUUUUUCAUUCGAGAUGUCAAGUGCAAGGGAAAGUGUGUAGCAUCAUAAUCGAUGGAGGGAGUUGCACAAACGUGGCAAGCACCCUCAUGGUAGAAAAGUUGGGGCUAUCAACUACCAAGCACCCGAAUCCAUACAAGCUUCAGUGGCUUAACGAUGGCGGUGAACUCAAAGUGACAAAACAAGUCCUAGUGUCCUUUAGCAUGGGGAAGUAUUCUGAUGAAGUAUUAUGCGAUGUAGUGCCGAUGCACGCGGGCCAUUUACUUCUAGGACGACCAUGGCAGUUCGACCGACGGGUGAUGCAUGAUGGUUACACUAAUAGAUACUCCUUCAAAUAUCUUGGCAAGAACGUGACACUUGCACCCCUCACUCCGAAGCAAGUGUACGAGGAUCAACAAAAACUUAAACUUUCAGUGGAACAAGAAUUUGAAGACAUAUUUUCGGACGAAAUACCAAGUGGGCUGCCCCCUAUCCGAGGCAUCGAACAUCAAAUAGACUUAGUACCCAGAGCUGCACUACCCAACCGUCCUGCUUAUUGGAGUAAUCCCGAAGAAACGAAGGAAUUGAAAAAGAAAAUUACUGAACUCCUAGACAAAGGAUACAUCCGAGAGAGCUUAAGUCCCUGUGCAGUGCCGGUGCUGCUUGUACCCAAGAAAGAUGGGUCGUGGUGGAUGUGCGUGGAUUGUCGCGCCAUCAACAAAAUCACCAUCAAGUAUCGACACCCGAUACCCCGUCUUGACGACAUGCUUGACGAAUUAAGUGGAGCCCAGAUUUUCAUGAAAAUCGAUCUUAAAAGUGGCUAUCAUCAAAUACGAAUGCGGGAAGGCGAUGAAUGGAAGACGGCCUUCAAAACGAAAUUGGAUUUGUACGAAUGGUUGGUAAUGCCAUUCAGCCUUACAAAUGCUCCCAGCACUUUUAUGAGAUUGAUGAACCAUGUAUUACGUGCGUUUAUUCGUAAAUUUUGUGUUGUAUACUUUGACGAUAUCUUGGUCUACAGUAAAACUUUAGAGGAGCACGUACCACAUUUAGGAGCGGUGUUGGAAACUUUACGAAAAGAGGUAUUGUAUGCUAAUCUCAAAAAGUGUUCAUUUUGCACUGAUAAAGUUGUGUUUUUAGGUUAUGUCGUGAGUGCCAAUGGUUUGGAGGUGGAUCAAGAAAAAGUUCAAGCGAUUCAAGAAUGGCCGCGUUCGACAACAUUAGCCAAGUUCGAAGCUUCCAUGGAUUGGCUAGCUUCUACCGUCUAUUUGUGCCCAACUUUAGUACCAUUGCAGCACCCUUAA